Molecule: messenger RNA, 345 nt
Organism: Diutina rugosa
Lineage: Eukaryota; Fungi; Ascomycota; Pichiomycetes; Serinales; Debaryomycetaceae
Gene: SMD2
Product: mRNA splicing protein
Exons: 1
Coding region: 1-345 (114 amino acids)
Biological process (GO): spliceosomal snRNP assembly; RNA splicing
Cellular component (GO): U5 snRNP; U2 snRNP; U4/U6 x U5 tri-snRNP complex
Molecular function (GO): RNA binding
Source: RefSeq, a predicted model, not a curated record
AUGAGUGUUGAACCCUUAGUCGACCGGCCGCGGCUGGAGUUGACCGAGGCCGAAUUGGCGAAGGUGGAGGAGUACGAGUUCCAGUACGGGCCGAUGCUGCUUCUCUCGCAGGCAGUGAAGCUGGGGCUGCCGGUGGUGGUGCUGUGCCGCAACAACCACAAGCUCGUGGCGCGGGUCAAGGCGUUCGACCGCCAUUGCAACAUGAUCUUGGAGAAUGUCAAGGAGUUGUGGACCGAGGUCGAGCGCAACGACCAGGGCAAGAAGCUCCGCGAGGUCGACCGCGAGCGGUUUGUGCUGAAAAUGUUUUUGCGUGGGGACCUGGUGAUCAUCGUGGUCAAGGCCUAA